This is a messenger RNA of Mugil cephalus (flathead mullet), 5404 nucleotides long. Its product is annotated as meiosis 1 arrest protein-like. The transcript has 8 exons. Gene Ontology annotation, biological process: spermatogenesis; meiosis I; male meiosis chromosome separation. NCBI's taxonomy places the organism in Eukaryota, Metazoa, Chordata, Actinopteri, Mugiliformes, Mugilidae. The record is from RefSeq and is a predicted model, not a curated record. Bases 4 to 1077 code for a protein of 357 amino acids.
CUGAUGCUGGGCACCGAGGUCGACCUGCAGCAGGUGGAGAACACCGUGUUCGCCAUCGAGACGGUGCUGAAAGCGUGGCUUCAAGAACAAGGCGGAGACAGAGAGCACCUCCACCUCCUGCUGCCGGGCCCCUCGGAUGAUCCUGUUCCCGUGUGCGUGAAGUGCGACAUGCAGGAGCGUCUGAUAAGCCCCGCCCUCGUCCCCCUGACGCCCAACCUGGGAGUGAAGACUGAGAACGUUCGGGACUUCCUGCCUCUGGCUAAGAGCUCGGCCAAUCACAGGCCAACGCCACAGAGGCUGAAAGCAAUCAAGCUCCUGCGCGCAGACGGAUUGUGCGAGAGCGUGUUGUACGGCCUGCCGCUGCUGAUCCGACCCACCACCUGCUGGCAGCUGGACUGGGAUGAAAUGGAGACCAACCACGGCUUGUUCCACGCCCUGUGCCACACACUCAGGAGUCGAGACGUGUUCCUGCUGCUGCAGGCGGAGCAGAAACCUACAGCUGGAGGCUCAGGUGUGCAUUCUCACUACGUCCUCCAGCCGUCCCCGUCUCUGUCCCUGCUCCUGAAGCCUGUUGUCUCCAGGGAGCUGCUGCUGCCCUGCUCUCUGCCCGUCCUCACCCAGGACCCUGCUCCUCACGCCGUUCAGACUGUACAGCGUUGUCUCUCUCAGCUGGACGAGGAGUUCGUGUUUAACCCUCUGUCCGUGACCAGUAACCUCUACCAACACCUGAGGAGCAAAGGUCUGCUCCCUCAGCCUCGCUACCCGUACAGGCUCCAGCCUCCAGCGACUGCCCACAGAGAACAAACUCCAGACGGCCCUAAAGCCACAGGCAGCAAGCGGCAGCUGCAGCACCAGGGUCGCCAACCGGGAACGAGCAGCAAGGUCAGGGCCACCGUGGCUCCUCUGCCCUCCACCUCCUCCUCCUCCUCGGGACCUCCUCCUGCCCGGGCCUCCUCCCGUCCAGCUCUGAACUUCCUCACCAGCAGCAGCAGCAGCAGCAGCAACAGUUGCGGCCGACCCUCUGCUCCCUCUCUGCAGGAGGAAGGCGGUGAAGAUAGCUUUGGGACGAUGCAGUAAGAGUAAAAAAAUCCUGAUUUUAAAGCGGAUUCCUCAGAGAAAAGCUUAGUCAGCACACACACAUAUAUAUAUAUAUACAUACACACACUGGGCCAACUGGUCUCCAUGGUAAAGCAUAACCUUAUAAAGCCCUUUAAAGACUCAGCAUUGAACUAAUUAGCACUUCAAUGCACGCAGCGACACGCUGCGAACACACACUUCUUUCGACACUUCUAUUCAUCUUCCGCAGCACGAGCGCUUGUUAACUGCCUCUAAAUUUAACAGGCGAGAGAAAGGAAAGUUUCAGCUCGCCGCCACCCCGCAGAUCGCUGAGGCAGCGAAACUCCCGAAUAUCGCACGGGCCUCAGAAAACAAUGAGCGAGAGGUGGAGGAAAAGAUGAAAAGGAAGGGAAGCGGCGGGACAAUGGAAGCCUCGAAAUGGAAGGAAGAAAUGGAAAGUGGGGAAGGAACAAAAAAGGUGGGCGGCGGCGGCGGCGGCGGCGGCGGCGGUGGUCGUGUGGGAGAUCAAACGGCGACGGGCGCAAUUCAGGCGCGAUAAAUCAGGGAGGGACGGGACGGACGGACGGACGCACGCCUUCUUCGUUUCGCCCCGAAGCCGAGGGUUUGAACACAGCUCCACUGUUUUAAUGAGACGGAGAAUGAAGCAGCAGACAGAGGGGCCUCUCUGCUCGACGUCGACCCCACGGAGAGGUCUCUCUCCGGGGGUCGAAAUGCAGCAUGGAGGGGGUGGACGGGGAGGAGGAGGAGGAGGGGUAAACCGAUUAAAUCCACAGCCUGAUGGUUCGUUUAAUUCAGAGCGAUAUGUCAUUUAUCCGAUGACUCGUAUUGGUCAAUAACAAAUUGGUCACUAUUAUUAAUUUAUUCUGCGUCAAUAUUCUUUGUCUCACGCACACACACUUACUCAUCCACAGGCCUAAUGAGCCUCCCGCCAUUCCACCCCCUUCUUGAACUUUAUAACAUCCAACGUGCAGCCAAUGGCGAAAGGCCCCAUUAUGCCCUGUGAUGUCACAGGGCUUCCGCAUUCAUAAAUUACAGCCACAACGGCGCUUUUGUCCCCGGAGAGAACUCCAAACUCACCCCGCUGACAUUUUACCCACUUCCCCGCCGCGCUCUCGCCGGCUCCUUCAAUUUCACGAAAUUUGUUCAGAUGGGACAACAGCGGGUCAGAGGGGGUGAAGCUGAAGCUCCUCCCCUCGACCCCGAGCGCCGUCGCACGUUAAACGCCGCGACUCGCGGGAGAUAAACGGGACGCUGUUUGUCGGAGAGAAAGCGCCUCGAUGGUUCGGGAGAUCUGUUGGGUUUGGACCCAAAGCAGCUGUUUCUUUCUUUUCUUUUUCUUUUCUGAGGAGGCUCUUUGUUCAUUGUUGUUGUUCUUUGUGACUUCACCGCGAGAGCAUCCGUGUCUCAAAGCGUCGACUCCCGAGUUUUGUCGACUGUUUUUUAAAAGUCGGAGCUGAAAGUUCUUAUCAGCCGCGUGACAGCGAUGGUGAUGAAGCGGUUCGCCUCGUGUGCGUGUUCCGCCUGUUUACUUCUACGGGCGUUCUGUCAACUGUGUGUUCGAGUGCAGCAAAAGAAAUAAAAAUAACAUUUGGUGGUGAGAUUGUGAUGAUGACCUUUCUUCCACUCUGCUGCAUAGGUAGGAAUAAGGACAUGUAACCCACCUUUAACCUUUCACCGCCCACCGGUCUGCCCGCAGAAGCAUCACGCCACCGAGUCACAGGCAGAUAGAAAAGGUUAAUGGAAAAAAAAAAUGAAAUAAAUGAAACUUCAUGCAUAUGAACAACAACUUUAUUAACCAGCAGGCAUUUAAAAACCGUGCACGUUGCAUCAGGUCUCAUUUUGCAGAUUUAAACACGAGCAGGAUCCUCUCACGUAGUUUCACUUUAACGAGCCGUUCUUUGAAUUUAUUCUUUUUUUUUUUUUUUCACGCCAGAAAUGUUUAUUCUUGUUAUUUUCUUUCCAUUCGUUUCCAUAAAAAACUUUCGUGGCCCCGCGUGUCUAAAAGCGCAGUAGUAUUUUUUAUUUUUUUUUCUGUCUCUUCUAUAUCUGAGCGACGAUAAUAUUAGAGCAGCGACUUCCUGCUUUAUUCUCAAUGUUCCAUUUCCUUUUUUGCAGCAAUCUGCAGAUCAGAAAGAAGAAAAAAAAAAAAAAAGUGUUAGUCUCUGUGUGUGUCUUCCCACCCCCACACACACACCACCACGCCCGACUAAUACAUCGUCUCUUUCCUGCGAUUGUCCCCCACCGGCCGCUUGACUGCCAGCGUCGCGCACGCGGAACGGCAGGAAUACACAAUUCGCACGCGCACGCACAACGCUCAUCUCUUUUACCAGCAGCGCUGAGUGAGAACAGAAAUAGGAAGUGCAUCUUUGCGAGGAGGAAGUGGAGAGGUGAAGUUAGGAGGUUGCAUGACCUGAACUAUAAUUCAGAGACAAAUCUGAAGGUCUCGACACCUACACACGUCAAAAAAAAACUCCAGAAAAAGAAAGAAACGCCGCUUUAGCGGAGUAGGGUGCGACCACACAAAAAAAUCAGAGAGUAUCUGUACGAAAGGUGAGCGGAGGUCUCGGCGUGUGAAUGACAGAGCUGUCACUUCCUUCAGGUGGCGCGAGGAGAAGCCGGCGCCAGACGCUCAAUGAAAUCCUCCCUCAGACGCGUGACUUCGCUGGUUUUGCCCACGCACGUCUAAAAAUAAAGAGGCCGGUGGUCGACGCGCUGGAACCUGAGAGGAAGCCGGACAGUUUCAGGUGUGUCUGAAGUCGGAGUGCGCGAAAUCCUUCGUCGGGCGUGCACGAGGGAAAAGGUCACGCAGUUUGUGCUGCUCGACAGAAUGAGGAAAUGCCGCUCAUUGUGUUUAUAUAUAUACACAGUAUAUAUAUACACAUAUAUAUUAUAUAUAGAUACAGAUAUAUAUAGUGGAAACAUUACACAUGUCAGCUGCACAUAUUGUCUCUUUGCAGAUAGCGGCUCUUACAAAGCAGAUUUUCUUUGAAGACGCAAACCCACUGUUCUGCACAGCAGCACCGAGCUUGGGAAGCUGCUCUUUAGAUAAAGGUUUCAGCUUUUACUCUGCAGAGGAGAAUUAAGUCUAAAUGCGUCUGGAAACAUUACGAGCUGCUACACUGCAACCGCUGCCUAUUAUUUGCUGAGGGUGUAAGUCUGUAUUUCACGCGCGUUCUGUUGCCAGUUUUAGGUUUUCAGAUUCAGGCUUGUCACUGUACCACGAACCUCCCACGCACAAACUUAACCCGUCCCCAAACGUUCUGCGCGCGCCUCUCAUCAUUUUCCUCUUGUCCAUUGUCUUCGUCCCUUAAAAUUCACCCGAACGCCGAACAAUGCGAAGAAACGAGCCGUUUCCCAGAACGUAAAGAUUAGAAUCGUUCCCUAGAAAAGGCACCUGUUUGUGUAAAAAAAAACCUAGUUUCAGUGCCUCUUGUCGUCGGGGCCUGAUCCCGAUUCUCUUUCUGUGAGCCUGACGUGACCUUAAAGUGAAAAAAAAGAGCCCGAGCGCCGGACCUGGACAGGAAGAAGACCGUCCAAACAAUGUCGAGGAUAGAGACGGAGAGGGGACAGGAAGGCUGUGAAUCACGCGAUAGUGGCCGAAAAGGUCGCGUGGACGCAGAAACGCAGACGCCUGCAGACAAAACCGAGUUGUUAGCAAACGCACGCCCACUGUAUCUGUGACCGAAACGUGUCAAACUAACCAGCGGCCUUUUAACGGACACCUGGUCAGAAAGUUUCCACGAACAGCUGCAAACGUUACAAGCUCAGUCCAAACGCUGAGAAAAAUCCCAGAAGUUGAUCUGAAACUGUGAAGUGAGGUCUCCGCUGAGCUUUCAGUAUGAGGCCGCCGGCUUUAAAACGCGUUUUUUUUUUUACGCGUUGCAGCACGGUGGCACGGCGGGAGGAACCUAAAACACAUGGGCCCCACCCUGACACACAGGCCCGUUGGCGCGUUUUCACACAUGCUCGUUAACGUGUAGCGACAUCACACAGCCACGCUCAUUUCUGCAGACGUGUUAAAAGGUCAAAGCAGAAAAAGCACGAAGGAGGAAGGAGGAGACGAGGCGACAGAAAACAAGAGACGAGCAUCAAGGCUGCUGCUUUAGAAAUAACAUGAGGGAAAUAUGAGCAUAAACAUCUGUUGGAUGUGAACCUGCUGCAGGUUCAGUAUAGGAAGUUGGUGCAACCCACCAAAAUAAUGGUCCCGGAUGUGACACCCUGUAAAGCUGCAGGAUGUUAUUUUAACACUUUUAGAGUUAAAGACAGAAAGUAUUAAGUGACACAUAACGAGCUUCAGAAGUGUAGGCGGGAGACAGAUCAUGGUUAA